Messenger RNA from Schistocerca serialis cubense, 1268 nucleotides. RefSeq names its product caspase-1-like. Gene Ontology annotation, cellular component: cytoplasm. The coding region runs from base 107 to 1162 and encodes 351 amino acids. The transcript has 6 exons. Gene Ontology annotation, biological process: apoptotic process; proteolysis. NCBI's taxonomy places the organism in Eukaryota, Metazoa, Arthropoda, Insecta, Orthoptera, Acrididae. The record is from RefSeq and is a predicted model, not a curated record.
UCUAUCUUGUGCAAGUCGCAGCACAAGACACGGCCCAGACGCGACAGCACUCUUAAUAACAAUAUAACGGCCAUUAAAGAAGAAAGAAGGUUCUGUUAGGAGAAGUAUGGAUCGCUACGGUUCUAACGGCAGAGGACUCAUGGACGAAGUGGACAUCGCCCGCCAGCCCAACCAAAACAUCGCUGACGACGCUGUGGACGCCAAACCCGAUGGAAACGACAGCGGUAGGCGGAGUCAGGCGGAGUCGAUACCAACUUCCUCUAACGUUCUGCCAAACCCUGGUGUCUCCCGCGAAUCUGAGGAGUACUUCAUGGGCAACCGGGAGCGCGGUGUAGCCCUCAUCUUCAGCCACGAGGUAUUUGACGUUCGUCAGUAUGCAGAUGGGAACCACCGACCAAAAGAUAGGCUUGGCACAAAAGUCGACAGAGACGCUCUUCGUGAUAUGUUCAGAAGUCUUGGUUUCGAAGUACUCUGUUUCGACGAUCUAUGCCACUACCAAAUAAGGAAUGAGCUGAGACGGGUGGCCGAUCAGAAGCACAGCAACCGUGACUGCGUCGCAGUGGCGGUGCUCACGCACGGUGAGAGGAACGGCCAGCUGGACGCCAGGGACCGCGAGUACAACGUCAGCGAGCUGUGGGAACCGUUCACAGCCAGGCUGUGCCCCACUCUCGCCGGGAAACCCAAGCUCUUCUUCAUACAGGCGUGUAGGGGAACAGGUACCGAUGCCGGCGUGACGGUGAGCGACCUCACUACAGACGCGCCCGACAAUGGCCGCGCCGAGGAGCUCACUUACCCAGUGCCUUCUUACGCCGACAUCAUCGUUUCAUACUCGACAUUCGAAGGUCUAUACUCCUUCCGCAAUCCAAGAAACGGCUCGUGGUACGUUGAGACACUGUGUUCUCAACUUGAAGUCCACGGCAGAUCCAAGGACCUGGUGUCGCUGCUCACUGACGUGAAUCGCAUCGUCGGUCAGAGAUAUCGCUCAGAAAACAAGAGCCUGCCAAACCUGCAUGGCAAGGUGCAGGCGCCGUGCUUCACCUCAUCCUUGACACGGAGUCUAUGCUUCGGUCAUAAUGGCCAUGGCCACCCUCAAUGUUCCUCGCAUGAUGUCUGCCGCAAAAAACCUCAUUUCACCCAUAUUAAUGUAGAAAAUAGUUCCUAAGAGUUCCUAUCUUUCCACCAAAGCACCUGAAACCCCAGCUGCUGAAUGUAAUCUGCUGUACCGCCCAGAGUCAUGAUUCAUUUUGUCUUUAUUCAGUACUAUGGAU